Messenger RNA from Somion occarium, 479 nucleotides. The record is from the annotation of a GenBank genome assembly. Lineage: Eukaryota; Fungi; Basidiomycota; Agaricomycetes; Polyporales; Cerrenaceae.
CCGAACGUCGCUCUUCAGAUGCUAUGCUCUACGAUCAUGGCUAUACGGAAUGUUUUGUGAGGUGGAGGCUGGCCGCUCUUCACUUACUUCCGUCCUCGAGUCCAGAAUCCGGGUCAUUUGACUGCGAGAUGUCCAAACGACGACUGUCGGAAGUUUCGAAAGGAGAUUUAGUCCGGCGCUUCACAAUGUACGAUUGUUUGUGUUUGUUGAAGAAGGAACGUUUUAAGAUGCAUUUGUCUUUCCGCACUCCACUCUCGCGCGGAUAUCCAUUAAAAAGAUAGUCUAUGGCAGUGACUUUCGCUUCAACGUUCUGCAGGUCCGUUGCGUACGCCUCAUAUUCGUGAAAUACUUUCGUUUUGUACCUUUCUUUCUCCAGUGAGCUAGCGUUGUGCUUCACGCACGUCAGCGCAUUCGAGUAGCGAACUCCGCCGCUCCAAUUUCAGUGUACACUAGGAACGUAUUUCCCGCUCCCCCAACCC